This is a messenger RNA of Culicoides brevitarsis, 1641 nucleotides long. Its product is annotated as PAT complex subunit CCDC47. The coding region runs from base 100 to 1515 and encodes 471 amino acids. Gene Ontology annotation, biological process: endoplasmic reticulum calcium ion homeostasis. Gene Ontology annotation, cellular component: endoplasmic reticulum. The record is from RefSeq and is a predicted model, not a curated record. The transcript has 2 exons. NCBI's taxonomy places the organism in Eukaryota, Metazoa, Arthropoda, Insecta, Diptera, Ceratopogonidae. Gene Ontology annotation, molecular function: calcium ion binding.
UCACUUAGGUUAAUUGAUUAAAUUCAGUCGAAAAAUUUAAAACUCUCAAUCAAAUGCACUAAAUAGAGUCAAAAUCACACAAAUUACGUUAAAUAAAUAAUGAAAAUACUCCUGCUGCUCUUGGCCACAUGUGCCAUUACUCGCACCAUCUACUGUAUCGAGGAAGACGACAAUGAUUUUGCGGAUUUUGAGGAAUUUGAUGAUGAAGAGCCCGUCGAGACAGCUAAUGGUGGUGGUCAACAACAGCCACAAGUGAACAAACACAAAACGGCACCCAUUCAGGAAGAUGAUGAGGACGGCGUUGUCGAGAGCGAAGACAAUGAGCUUUUCGAAGGUUUCGACGAUGAGGAAUUCGAAGGUUUCGUCUCUGAACUCGAUGCCGAUGACAGUGACAUUCCGCAAGGACGCACGGGAGGCGUGGAGCCUGUAAAGAAGGGUGCCGAGCCAAAGAUUACAGUUGCCAAAGUUCCCAUUCACUUUCGUGACAAUUGGGACAGUUACUGGAUCGAAAUGCUGAUGCUCGUCGGCUUGUUUGCUUAUUUUUCGAACUACGUGGUCGGUCGCAGUCGCAACUCCAAAAUUGCGAAUAAUUGGUUGAACACACAUCGCAGCUUGUUGGAGGAGAAUUUUGUGUUGGUUGGCGAUGAUGGGCGCAAGGAGGGAGAGCCUUUCUCGGGCUUCGUCAAAGAGAGUGAAAGUCUUUACACGCUGUGGUGCAGUGGUCGGACAUGUUGCGAAGGCAUGUUAGUUGAGCUCAAAAUGAUCAAACGACAGGACUUGGUGUCCCUAAUUGCCGGUCUUAUGAGACCCGUGCAAGACCAAGUGCAAAUAAAAGUGGAAAUUUCUAAAGACGCCAUGGACACGUUCGUCUUUUGUGUUGCUAGCAAGAAAACCGCUACGAAGAGCUUCAAAGAAAUGAACGACUUAAGCAAAUUUUGUACUCUAGUCAAUAAACCUGAAGAUAAGUAUAAUGUACCUCAAGGAUUUAGCGUGUUGUCGGAAAUUCCCGAAGCGACAGCUGCCGUGCUAGAUUCCAAACUCCUCGCAGCCCUCAACAAAUUCGGACAUCUCAUUGACUUUAUUCAUAUCAGUGAUCAAUUUAGUGGCGUUAUUCAACAGGAAGAUCCCGGUCAAUUGAAACAAGUGGAAACUGAACGUGUCUUAAUCGCUUGCUUCAAUAUCCCACCGAAAACGGACAUGGAAACGCUAAAACCGAUGUUGAUUCUUGUCUUUUAUAUCAUGGAGCGCUUGAAGCGUUUCCGUUUGUCGCGCGAAGGCAAAAACAAGGCAGAAAAGAAUCGGGCGCGUGUUGAGGAACAAUUUUUGAAGACCACUCAUUUGGCACGUGCUGAAGCCGCUGCCUUGCGUCGCGAAGAGAAACGUAAAGCUGAAAAGGAGAAAAUAAUGGCCGAAGAAGAUCCAGAAAAGCAAAAAAAGUGGGAGAAAAAAGAAGCAAAACGCGAAAAACGCAAGAAUCAACCAAAAAUGAAGCAAUUGUCCAUCAAGGCUUUGUAAAGUGACGUACAAUCACUCAGUUUACUUUUCAUCGGUUUGUUUCGCAUUUAGAUGUUUUAUUUGAAAAAUUUUGUUUUUACUUGUAUUGCCGCAAUAAAUUCAGAAAAAUCAUUAUUUAAACUUGAA